This is a messenger RNA of Megalops cyprinoides (Indo-Pacific tarpon), 933 nucleotides long. Its product is annotated as arg8-vasotocin receptor-like. The transcript has 2 exons. NCBI's taxonomy places the organism in Eukaryota, Metazoa, Chordata, Actinopteri, Elopiformes, Megalopidae. Gene Ontology annotation, biological process: positive regulation of vasoconstriction; regulation of systemic arterial blood pressure by vasopressin; G protein-coupled receptor signaling pathway. Gene Ontology annotation, cellular component: membrane. Gene Ontology annotation, molecular function: vasopressin receptor activity; peptide binding. The record is from RefSeq and is a predicted model, not a curated record. Bases 1 to 933 code for a protein of 310 amino acids.
AUGAAUGCUUGGAUCAACUGCAGCAACAUGAGCUCAGAGCGCGAAGACCUUGAAAAUAUGGGAUGUGAAGACAAAGACGAACACUUUGCAUUUGUUAAAGUUGGAGUUUUGGGGUCCAUCUUUGUGGCAGCCACAUGCGGAAAUGUAUUUCUGCUGCAUGUUCUUUGGAGGAAACGUAAACGAAAUUCAAGGACGCAGCUGUUUCUGCUCCACUUGUGCUUCGCGGACCUGGUGGUGGCUUUCUUUCAAGUCCUUCCGCAGCUCUCUAUAGAGAUAACGGACCGUUUUAAAGGCUCAGAUAUUGUUUGCAGGGCUGUGAAAUAUCUUCAGGUCGUCGGGAUGUUCGCUUCAUCAUACAUGAUCGUUGCUAUGACAAUCGACCGCUACAAUGCUGUGUGCAGACCCAUGGUUUCUUUUUUCAGAGGUUCCUUUCGCAGGUAUGUAGCGAUAGGAACAGCGUGGAUUAUAUCGUUCGCUUUCAGCACCCCGCAACUGUUCAUUUUUUCUCUGAAAGAAGUUGAGGAACACGUGUACGAUUGCUGGGCGACCUUCAUUGAGCCGUGGGGCAGCAAAGCAUAUAUAACUUGGAUUACUUUAUCCGUCUUUGUUUUUCCGGCUCUAAUUUUGCUCUUUUGUCAGAUUAAAAUUUGUUCAGGAAUUUAUUUUAAUAUGAAGAGAAAAGCAUUACAGUCAACUAACGAAGGACGGGCGUCAAUUAAGGGUAUAUCAAGUGCCAUGCUGAAGACUGUGAAAAUGACGUUUGUUAUUAUUAUUGUGUACACUAUAUGCUGGAGUCCCUUUUUCGUCGUCCAGCUGUGGUCUGUGUGGAGUCCCAGCACUGCGCCAAGUGAAGGUCCAGCGUUCGUUAUAAUCAUGCUGCUUGCCAGUCUUAACAGCUGUACCAACCCCUGGAUUUACCUAUACUACAGCUAG